UUCUGAUAUCCUCUCAACUCGGAGCUGUACUUCCUAACAAUCAUGGUCUCGAGAAGCUUCUCACUGCUGGGUCUCUUUGCAUUCUUCAGUGCCAGUGAUCUUCACCUGUUCACCCAUCCUAGCAACGGACUUCGAGAAUGCCGCAAAAACACCAGCACCGUAGCACUUGAGGUUCUCCCUGGUGGAGGCUGGGAUAACCUGCGGAACCUGGAUAUGGGUCGGGUGAUGAACAUGAGCUAUUCCCAGUGUCAGACCACUGAAGACGGUACCUACUUCAUCCCAGAUGAAAUCUUUGUCAUUCCACAAAAGGUGAGCGGGGUGGAGAUGAACUCUGAGAUCAUCAGCUCCUGGCUGGAACAGAAGAGCACCACGUCGAGUUCUAUCAAUGCUGACGCCUCCUUCUUCUCUGUAGUCAAUGGCAAGUUCUCCUCUGAGAACCAGCGCAUGAAAAUUCACCAAGUCAGAGGCAAUUCUGUCACCGCUCGGGUGCAGGUGCGUAACCAUCUGUACACAGUAAAGACUUAUCCUGACUUCACGCUGGACUCCCGUUUCGCCCGUCAGGCAGAGGAAAUCGCGGAUGCUAUUGAGAACAACCAGACACGCCAUGCGCAGUAUCUGUCAGAGAAGAUGGUGCUUGAUUACGGAACCCAUGUCAUCACAAGUGUGGAUGCUGGUGCCACUUUGGUGGAAGAGGACUAUCUAAAAUCGUCUUACGUGUCCAACACGCAGUCCGAACAAACGUCUGUUUCAGCGUCAGCUGGCGCCAACUUUUUCAACAAAGUUUCCUUUGAUUUUGGCAGUAAGCAGACUCAACAAACAUCUGAAAGUCAAACCUACCAGAAUAGCAUUACAUACUCCAUUACGCUGAGUCAGGGCGGGGCUCUGUUUUAUCCUGGAAUCACUCUACAAAAAUGGCAGGAGAGCACACACAACAAUCUUGUAGCUAUCGACCGUAGCGGACUACCACUGAACUACUUCCUCAACCCUUCAAUGUUUCCAGACCUCCCAGUUCCAACAGUAAAUAAACUAGCUCACUUGGUGAGUGAAGCUAUAGAACGUUACUACAGAAUUAAUACCCACCCAGGGUGUAUAAAAGUAGACUCCAAAAAUUUCAACUUCAAGGCUAAUGUGGAUGAUAACUCCUGUGAGGGUCCCAGCACCAACCUCAGCUUUGGUGGAGUUUACCAGCUGUGCACUCCCCUGACUCAAGAUGGUAAUUCAAUUUGCCAAGAACUAGCUGCAAAAAACCCAGCCAGUGGCGCAUACUCCUGUCCACAGCCAUACACCGGUACUCUACUGCGCACAGAAGUGCAGGAAAGGCCAUAUAAUAAAUAUGAGUGCCACCAGCAAUGUCAUUCUUGUUGGGUGUUUUUCAAGUGUUGUAAAAAUGUGUGUGGAAACGUGUACUACGUCCAACGUGCAAGAAUCCAGACUUACUGGUGUUCCACUAAUGCGGCUGUGCCAGAAUUCUCUGGGUACCUCUUUGGUGGACUUUUUGGCCCUUCCUUACAAAACCCAUUAACCAAAUCCAGAUCUUGCCCCCCACAUUUCUUUGCCCAGAUGUUCUUGUCCAGCGGCAUGACCAUCUGCCUGAGCAAUGAUUAUGAGGCGGCGACGCGAUUCUCUGUCCCUUUUGGGGGUUUCUUUAGCUGCCAGUCUACCAACCUGCUCGCAGGGAGCCAGUCUCGCUGCCCGCCACAGUUCAGUCAGCAUCUUGCUGCCAUAAGCGAUGGUUGCCAGGUACUGUACUGUGUUCAGUCGGGUAUUUUCACCGGCGGGGAGUUGCCGCCCAUCCAGCUGCCGCCCUUCACGAGACCGCCGGUGAUCAGCAUGCUAGCCACAAACACCGUAGCCGUGAUGACCGAAGGCGACCGGGCCUGGGUGAGGGUCAAAGGCACAAACAUGUGGAGGGUGGCGAAACCCGAGGACAUUGCUGAGAUGUCGCAAAUGUUCGUGGAGUCCUCUCAUGCGAUUGGGAAAUCGGUGGGCGUGGCCUUUGGUGCACUAGCCUUGGUUGCCCUUGUGGUGGUAGUAGCAGUGGUAGUGGCGAGGAAGAGGAGGAGGAUUUCUCUGCUCAGAGGAGGGAUAGGUUACGAGGAGAUUCACAGUACAGGGGAAGGUGAGACCAGUGUGGAGUGUCAGGCAGAGCAGCCCACAGAGAGCCAGACUGAAAACCCGGCUUAGGUGCUCUUAGUAUAACGUCACUGACACUAUACAUCUCAAGGUUUGCCUUUUAUCUUUAAGCUCUGUGAAAAAUUAUUCAUAGCAUAUACUUUCUCUGAUUAUUUUUCUACAUCUCGUCAUUGAUUUGUUAACUUUUUUUCUAUAAUAAACAUGUAAACAAGAUAAUGCUUAA
Molecule: messenger RNA, 2356 nt
Organism: Electrophorus electricus (electric eel)
Lineage: Eukaryota; Metazoa; Chordata; Actinopteri; Gymnotiformes; Gymnotidae
Gene: mpeg1.1
Product: macrophage expressed 1, tandem duplicate 1
Biological process (GO): defense response to bacterium
Source: RefSeq, a predicted model, not a curated record